Molecule: messenger RNA, 2536 nt
Organism: Anastrepha obliqua
Lineage: Eukaryota; Metazoa; Arthropoda; Insecta; Diptera; Tephritidae
Gene: Kif19A
Product: kinesin-like protein KIF19
Exons: 8
Coding region: 107-2311 (734 amino acids)
Biological process (GO): microtubule-based movement
Molecular function (GO): microtubule binding; ATP binding; microtubule motor activity
Source: RefSeq, a predicted model, not a curated record
UCAAAUAAAAAAAUUCAUAUUAAAAAUUUUUCUUUUAGUUGUUAAUAUACGAGCACUAGUCACGAUUCGCUCCAGCAGUGAACCGCCGCGUUUUGCUGCGCGCAUAAUGGCACAAAAUGGUUGUUGGUCAAGCAGCAGUGGCGGCAGUUCAACCUCGUCGACAGCGCAGGGUCGCGGAUUAGCAACGGCUAGUGGUUCCCAAGAGGAACGUUUAGUGGUUGUAGUUCGUGUACGUCCCAGCGCAGAAAGUGCCGAUCAUUGUAUUGAUGUAAUCUCGGAUAAAUCACUAUUUUUCGAUGAUGGCGGCAAAACUCGUCCCAGACAAUACUCAUAUGAUCAUGUUUUCAAGGAAACCGAUACACAGGAAAAGGUUUAUAAAAAAACAACGGCUCCAUUAGUCAAGGAUGUACUCAAUGGCUACAAUGCCGCUGUAUUCGCUUAUGGCGCCACCGGUUCUGGCAAAACACACACCAUGUUGGGUCCCUGCCGCAAGAAAACUACUUCAACGGCUACUGAACGUGGCGCGACCGCAACCUAUGACGUAGAUGUCAAUAACAAUGAAAGUGGUCUGAUGGUUCGUGCCAUCGAAGAAAUAUUUCAAAAUAUUGACAACGCACAGAGUAAUAGUAGCAAAGUAUCCAUUUCUUAUCUGGAAAUAUACAAUGAGCUCAUUCGAGAUCUAUUGAAUCCUGGUGGUCCAUUGGAAUUGCGCGAAGAUCAUCGCGGUCAACGCAUAACUGUUGCCGGUCUCUCAGAGAUCACCACCACUAGUCGGCAAGAGGUCGUAUCGUUGCUGCUUAAAGGCAACAAAGCACGCACCAUGGAACCGACAGCGGCUAAUCAAACUUCGUCACGCAGUCACGCACUCCUCAGUAUUACUGUACAAACUAAGACUCCCUUGGGUACAAAACAAGGUCGUUUAUUUCUUACCGAUCUUGCUGGCUCAGAACGGGCCAAAAAGACAAAGAAUCGCGGCAAACGUUUACAAGAAGGUGCGCAUAUUAAUCGCAGUCUCCUGGCGCUGGGCAAUUGCAUCAAUGCUUUGUCAGGUGGAGCGCGUUAUGUCAACUACCGUGACUCAAAACUUACUCGUUUAUUAAAGGAGGCUUUAAGUGGUAAAUGCAAGACCGUUAUGAUUGCCCAUGUUGCUCCCGAAGGCAAGCACCGUGACGAAACAAAGAACACACUUGUAUAUGCCGACCGCGCGAAUAGCAUUUCGACGCGUCUACAGAAUUCCGUCUACCUUGAUGAGGUGAAAGACUUUCCUACCAAGCACUAUCAAAACCUCGUAUCUGAGCUGCGUGAAGAAGUGACACGCUUGCGUAGCAAAAUGCUCACAGAACGACCACGUAGCGGUGCGGCAGCGGCCGCAGCGGCGCAACCAGAACGCACCACCGCAGAGGAUGAGAAGCGUAAAACAGAGUUGCGCUACUUGCGAGAACAAAUCGUGCUAACCUUUAAGCAACAAAUGAAGCUACGACGCAAAUUGCUCGAGGCUGAAAGCCACCUACUUGGACUAGAGCUAGAUGCCGAGCGUCAGCAUAUGAUAAUUUCGCAUUGGCAAGGUCGCAUGGGCAAACUUUAUGACUCACCGGCAGAUGAUGAUAUAGAAUCUGAAGGUGCGAUAGCACUGAAGAACGCAUGGGGUGAACUCUCAGCAAUCGAGAAGGAGACUCGUCGUUAUAAAGAAAUACGUGAACGCACUGAGCAAGAGCUUGAAUUGUGUCGACAGAAAGGCGUGCAGUUGGAAGAUGAACUUCCCGAACGCAUUACCAGCGAUGAAGAACGUGAACUGUUGGCGCUUCUUUGUCGGGUGCAUGAGUUAGAAGCAGAUAAAGUGUCUCUGCAAGCCGAACGCCUAGCUCGACAGGCCGAGCUAAGAAGACGCGACCUACAGCUGUUACGCGCCGAACGUCAACGUCGGCUAUGUGAAGACAUAAUCAGCUCACAACGCCGCCUAAUUGAAGAAGGCAAUGUCGAGCUGCCUGACGAACUACGCGAACUUUACGGUUUAUAUCAGCAAGAGAUACAUGCUGGCGUUGUUACGCCGGCCACCUCGUACGAGCGUAAAUUACCGCCUAUCUACACAGCGGGUUCCGAAUCACCUGGCUCCAGCUCCAGCUCAGAAUGGUCACCUGGUUCACCAUUGCCACCAAUCGACAACCGUAUGCUUAGCGCUUUUCAAGAUGGACCAGAUCGGCAUAUGGGACCACUUGUUAAUCCACGUUUACCAAAGUUAUCAGCGACCACUGCACCGUCUACGCGACGUACUACCUCAAUACGCAUGGCGACCCAAGGGUCCAACACUUAGAUCCCGAUAACGAACAACCCGAGUACAUACAAAUUUGCUAAAGGCGCAGAAAAAGCACAAAAUUGUAAAAAUAGUCUAAGAAAUACAAACAUAAGUUUUUGCUCAGGGAAAAUUGAAUGUGUACUUUACUCGUUGUUUUUCAUAUUAUGACAUUAAUUUUAAGACAAAAAUCCGUUUGAUUUGCAAUUGAUUAUAAACUAGUGAGUGUAAAUUUUCGAAUAAAUG